GGCAAAUCACGAACUGUGCUACUCAUCAUUUGACCAACAUCCCUGCAAGAUUCAGAGUUGUUGUUAUUUAUGCUUUUCAAAUAAUUGUUUUUCUUGAACACUGUGUGAGCAGUGUAAAAGGCCACUUAAAUGACCUGAAUUUGGGCACUUACAAUAACCACGCUUGUGAACAUCACCAUCUCUGUGGACUUUCCUGACUUUUCACAUGCACAUAAAAUGCACAAUACACAGUACAUUAGCUGAGAUAGAACUGGAUCCUGAUUGGCUGAGAGAAAAGAUGACGCUCCGCUUCCUGCUCUAUAUAAACUCCCUGUUCCCUGACUGCAGACACACUGCUGAUAAAUUUAACCUAGAGAUCACACUGCACAAUGGAUAUUUACUUCCCUUCUGGCUUUCCAAUGUUUAGAGGAAUAACAAGGCUGUCAAACAAUUGCCUGGAAAGGGCCAAAAGAUUAAAGGCAUGCGUUGGUGGAUUUCUGCAGAGACAAGACUUGAGCAGCCUAUGUAAAUAUAGAAAACCAAGGUUGACCUUGGAGGAAUGUCUGAUGUGGAAAGAGUCUUUUGAGAAGCUUCUGUCCAGCAAACAUGGACUAUAUGCCUUCAAAGCUUUCCUGGUAUCGGAGUUUAGUGAAGAAAACAUUGCCUUCUACCUGGCCUGUGAGGACUACAAAAGCACAAAGUCUGCAACUAAGAUGCCAUCCAAAGCCAAGAGGAUCUACGAGGAGUUUAUCGGAAAUGAAGCUACUAGAGAGGUUAACAUUGACUAUGAGACUCGAGACAUCACUCAAGCCAACUUGAAAAGCCCUACUGCAUCCUGCUUCGAUAUGGCCCAGUACCGCAUCUAUAUUCUCAUGGAAAAGGAUUGUUACCCACGAUUCCUGCGCUCCAAUGAAUACCGAAAUCUAGUCAACCAGCUUACAAUGAAGAGCGCUAAGGCAAGGAGCAAAAAGGCAAUUGCAGCCAGACCACCAUGUGAAGAAGACGAACCAAAAUGAACAACGUUGGUGCAUUUCGGUUCUGCGAGAGAUGGAAGCUCGGGCAAGAAGUGGAAAGCAUUGGUACAGAUCCUAAAAAGGCUGCUUGAGGUGGUCGGAGUGCCAUGAGAUGAAGAAAACUGCAUAACAGAAUCAGAAACACUGCAUUCCCAUACCCCGUUAAUAUUGUCCGUGAGAGGGAACAGCAGAUCUUCUGGUGGAGAGAGAUGCAUCUGUACAAACACCUGUACUGAACACAAAGGAGAUGCAGACUUUACUGAAGUAUGCAUGGGUCAAAAAGCACAUAGCAUACUUUUUAGAGAGCAAAUGAUGUAUUUUGUUUAUAAGUUUAUAAAAAAAAAUUUUUUAAAUGUUGGUGACAAGUGUUUGAAUAUUUAAUGCAUUAUAUAUAACCCGGUACCUUGGAAAAAUGGUGGUAUCUUAUUAAAAUAAAUAAAUGAAUUAAUAAUAAUAAAAAAAGACAAUCUGCCUGGACUGCUUUAAGAAUG
Messenger RNA from Carassius auratus (goldfish), 1483 nucleotides. Its product is annotated as regulator of G-protein signaling 5-like. NCBI's taxonomy places the organism in Eukaryota, Metazoa, Chordata, Actinopteri, Cypriniformes, Cyprinidae. Bases 369 to 995 code for a protein of 208 amino acids. The record is from RefSeq and is a predicted model, not a curated record. The transcript has 5 exons.